Homarus americanus (American lobster) is the source of this 9421-nucleotide messenger RNA. RefSeq names its product neuronal acetylcholine receptor subunit alpha-10-like. Gene Ontology annotation, molecular function: acetylcholine-gated monoatomic cation-selective channel activity; transmembrane signaling receptor activity. The coding region runs from base 1288 to 2832 and encodes 514 amino acids. Gene Ontology annotation, cellular component: synapse; postsynaptic membrane; neuron projection. Gene Ontology annotation, biological process: nervous system process; signal transduction; regulation of membrane potential. Lineage: Eukaryota; Metazoa; Arthropoda; Malacostraca; Decapoda; Nephropidae. The transcript is spliced from 13 exons. The record is from RefSeq and is a predicted model, not a curated record.
UCGCCAGUGUCCCCUCCCAGCACGGCGCCGCCACUCCGUGUUUCACCACACAUACACACACCUCGCGCCGUUUAGCUAAGUUUCAGCAGUAGUUUUACGCCGAGUUUUAGUGUCUACGGUCCUCCACCUACGCUGUUUUUUUUGUUUUUUUUACUGUCGACUUUGGUGUUGUUAUAAGUGUUGAACUUGUUACGGUCUCUGUAUAACGUUAAAUAAACCAAAACAUUAACGAAUCUAGUUGAGUCAAUAUUCUUGGCAAAAGUUUACUGAAAAAUCUCGGGUGAAAAUUCCUCGGUUAUAAAGAGUUAAUGGGAAGGUGGUUAUGUAGUUCACCUGCAGAUUAAGGUAAUUGCUUCCCAUACAAAAAAACUUACUCUGUGAAAAACCUCAAAGUUUCAACAAUUGGUUAACUGUUACGACUCUCUGAACUUACCAAAUAAACUUUAUCCAGUCUUGUAUAACGUAAGUGAUAACACGAACAACAUACAGGUGUUAUAUAUAUAUACUACCUGUGACUUAAAGGUGUGUUGAGACUAAUUAGCGUGUGUAUGUGUGUUUGUAUGCGCGCGUGUGUGUGUAUGUAUGUCGUGGUGUAAUGAACUCACCGUGUGAAUAUGACCACACGGGAUGACGACGUGGUUGUGGAUGGACUUACUGGGAUCUCGAGUCUACCAGAAAUACACUUAGCCCUCAUGGAUCUCACCUGAAGGGAAGAGUCUUAACUAUUCUCGGUCAUCCUCAUGGACUCCUGCCUUCAUACUGAUCCAUCACAAUAUGAAGACUUUUUUGGCCCUGAAGAAAAAUUCCUCAGUCAUUCAAAGCCAAUUUCGGUGGGUUUUUCCCUGAGAGACUUGACCUGAGAGGAAAAAACUCGUCCGUCACACACUACUUUUUGCCCUGAUGGUCCUAACCUAAACUUGAGGGGAAAAAUCUCGUCAGCAACCCUCUACUUUUUGCCCUGAUGGUCCUAACCUGACUUGAAGGGAAUAAUCUCGUCAGCAACCCUGUACUUUUUGCCCUGAUGGCCCUAACCUAACCCGAGAGAACGCAUUUCAUCCAUCAAUCUCGUAGUAAAUAUUGAUGCAUUUACCUUGAAGAAUAACCACAGGUGUUCCUAUUAUAAUCGAUAUUAACGAAAAGAUAUAGUGAGUCUCUGUCCCUUGUAUUGUGAGAAGCUAUACUGCCUGGAUGAUGCCCAUUUCAUACCCACACCGCCCAUCAACACGCCCACACCCACGCUCUUAAGGAAAAGGAGUAUUGGCAUGGUGUGGUGGGCGAGUGUGAUUCAUGAUGACCCCGGGACCGUUGUUGACCCUCGUCUGCCUCCUGGCCGCUGUGGCGCGGGAGGGCGUGGCGGACGAGGCUGAGUACCGCCUCACACGGUACCUCAUGAGUAACUACGACAAGUCGGUGCGUCCCUCCUUCAAGGCAUCGAUGGCCCUCAAUAUCACCUUUGGCCUGGCCCUCACACAGAUCAUUGACGUGGAUGAACGUAACCAGAUACUGACUACGAACUGCUGGCUUAAUCAAAUGUGGUUGGAUUACAGCUUACAGUGGAAUGCGUCAGACUUCGGCAACAUCCAGGUAAUCCGUUUACCUGCCGACAAGCUCUGGAAACCGGACAUUAUCUUAUAUAACAACGCUGACAGCCAAUACAACAACGCCAUCCUGAGCACCAACAUCAUCGUCACCGCAGAUGGCAACGUCACCUGGCUGUCGUCCGCCAUCUUUAGGUCCUCUUGUUCCAUCAACGUCGAGUUCUUCCCCUUUGACGAGCAGAAGUGCGUCAUGAAGUUCGCCUCCUGGACCUACGACGGCUUUCAGGUAAACUUGGUGAUCCAGACAGAGGAAGGUGAUCUGAGUAAUUAUGUGACCAAUGGUGAAUGGGACCUAAUAGACAUGAUCGUGGAGAGGAACGUGGUAUACUACUCGUGUUGUGAGGCGCCUUACCCUGACAUAACCUACCACAUCAUCCUCCGCCGUCGCCCACUCUUCUACGUGUUCAACCUGAUCCUGCCGUGUGUGCUCAUCACAGGCAUUGCCCUCAUGAGCUUUUACAUGCCCAGCGACUCCGGGGAGAAGGUCACCCUGGGCAUCACCACACUCCUCUCCAUGACUGUCUUCCUCAUGGUCAUUGGCGAGUCUAUGCCGCCCACCUCCGAGAAGCUUCCGCUCAUUGGGUUGUACUACGGUGUCACCAUCUCACUGGUAUCCUUCGCCACGGGGUUGUCAGUGGUCACGCUGAACAUUCACCACCGCGGCAUGAGGGGCCGGGAGGUGCCUUCCUUUGUCAAGAAGGUCGUCUUCAGCUACAUGGCCAAGAUGAUGUGUAUACGCCUCGACAUCCCUGAUCCCAUGGGCGGCCAGGGUCACAAGUUUACCAACAUGAAUCAUCAGGGUGAGGGGUACCCGGGGUAUCGGGAGUUCGGGCCGAGUCACCUGGAAAUGAGUGACAGACUACUGGACCCAGAGGUGAAAUGUGAGAAUGGCGGCAUCCCCCCCUCCAGCCAGGAGUCACCGAGGCGAAGCAGUAUGAGAAGAUUGACUGGCGGUGUCCACAGCCAACACUCGACUUCAUGCCCGGCGGCUCACCCCUGCCUCGACACCUUUGAGCGGCACUUCAUCAGGGUGCUCAACAAGGUGUACCAGACCAUCGAGAAGAACGAGAUCCGCCUCGCUGAGCAGGACCGACGUGAUACUAUUAAACUGGAGUGGCAGCAGGUGGCCUUAGUUGUUGACAGAUUCCUCUUGUGGAUUUUCAUCAUCGCUACCAUCAGCUCCACUUUUGGCAUCAUGUAUAUGUCACCGCACACCAAGCUCUUCACCAUGUAGUGAGGCAUUCACCAGUCCAUCACCAAGACACUUCACCAUAUAGUGAGGUGUUCCAACCCAUCAUCAAGCUCUUCCCCAUGUUAUAAAGGCGGUCACCAACCCAUCACCAGGACACUUCACCAAAGUCCUUCACUAUGUAGUGAGGGGCUCAGCACCAUGACACUUCACCACUUAUGUGGCCCUCUGACACGUAGAGACACUCCUGGUGACCCUCCAUCCUCACCACCUGAGAAACUGACACGUCAACUGAGCUCUGCACACACUGUUGACAUUGAUGCUAAGUGAGCCAGUUUGUCACUCACGCCACAACCAGUCAGCUUCUACGAAUUGCGACAGUUACCAAAAACACCAAAAAUGCAUGAAGCUCAGUUGAUGGGUCAAUUCAGAAGGAACUCCAGAAAAGACUCACACCCUGGUCUUGUACCUACUUCCACUGAAUCCACAAAUUAUAUCACAAUUUACCUCCAGUAGUCUCUGGCACCUUCAGUGAGCAACAGGUAUGACCAUACUGUACAUUCCCUGAAUGUGACCCUUCCUGAGUAUCCAGUCAUUAUGCAACUUGAGGUCAUUUAUGUGUAAUGCUUUGUGCUCACUGAGGUUGAUCUAUGGAGGACAAGUGUUAGAGUGAUGUGAAUUUUGUUUCUGUUGCAGCAGUCAACAAGAGAGUGGAUUCAUUCAUUAAAGUAUAAUAUUUUCCUCUAGCAAUUCCCCAUGUUUCAGUUUUCUAUUCUUCCUAUGUACAAAUACGUCUUAAUUAUGGGUCAUUUUGCUGGAGUUCCUUAGUGUAGCGUGUAGGGGAGGUUGUCCUGAGGGAUGCCAGGUCAUCACUGUACAGAGUCUCUCUUAUUAUUAUUCUCAGUCCAUUUGUUUAUAAAUUAUCCGACCAUCAACCACCUCACUGUGUAGUCUUAUUAUGAUAUUCUUGAUGUGAAUAUCAUAAUUGAUAGUUGACCCUGAUGAAGAACUUCUUGAUGGGUAUAGUACCAUCACUCCUCUGACAGUAAAUAAUAGAUACAGCGUUGAAAAUUGGGGUAAAGAUGUCUUCUAGGUUCGUACCCUUGAUAAUGGUGUACUGUACAGUAUACUAUAUUCUUCAAGAUUUUAAUGUCAGACAUUUGCUUUAAAGUAAGGAAUUCAAAUCAGUUGGAUGAGUAAGGAAUUAUCGACUUUACAUUAAUUAAAGAAAUGGUGAGUAAGCCGUUACCUCUGUACCGUCAACACUCUGGCAAAUUGUUGAAAAUCAUUAAACUGUCCCAGUUUAGGAGAAAAGAACGAGGGAGUGAUAUAUAGAGAAGUUUGUUAAUGUUUAAUGGUUUGUUCUUGAUACAACUUAAUAUCUUAUAUAGUCCAGUGAUGGUUUAGUUUAGUUGCUGAAGUGCUGAAGGUACAGAGGCCACAGACUACUUAUUGCCUCUUAAAUCAUUUAAUCAAUAAUUUUUUCCUUCCUUACUGAUAUCCAUCCUGUCCAUUGACGCAAAUUUUUUAGUAAAACUCCUGAAGAAAACAAAGCCUUAUUUAAGGGUAAGAACCAAGAAGACACUGUUACCAGUUGGGUAAAUGACUGUUAUUUGUAUGUCAACAACAUAAUGAGAAGGAAUUCAGGUUUUUAAUAUAUUAUGUCAAAACAGUUGUGAACAUUAGCAAUCUUUUUUUUUAUUCUUUAAAAGACUUUUUAUUUUUCAAUACCAGAAGAAGCUCAAGGUCAAGCUCCACAUGUAAGUGAACAGAUGCACUUUAAAACAAUAUACUGUAUAUAUAACCUAUACAGAUGUUAAUGAAAUUGUAAAUGUUUCCAAAAGAAAUUUAUACAACACAAGGACAAGUACUGUACUGUAAUCUUUUAUAAUGAGUAACACUUGUGGGAAGGCUGAAAUAAUUUUCAUUGUGGAACAACAGCCAGAGGUAAUCAUGAGGCCCUUGUGCCGCUCACUCAUAACCCUAGAAAGUAUCACUGAAACUGACACAUCGUAAUAACUAUAACAAUACUCCAGCAAUAUUACUUGAAUUCAACGUUUAGCUGGCAACACGUGUACCCUCCACCUGCACACUGAUGAAGCUGUUCUGUGUGGCCAAGUUCCACCAGUAAUUCUUCCUUCUGGUUACCUUAGAGAUCCACAGUAGUGAACUGGUCCAACUGCCUUUCACAAACAUAAUACUGUAUACUGUAGUUGUGUAAAGUGUUGCACAUCCCCAGUAGUAGCCAUGAUAAAAAGACGUGCGGGUGAUUGACCAGUUAACUUAUACAGUUGGUAUAAAUAAACAGUUAUCACUACAACAGUGUUAUCAGUGCAUUAAUGAUGCUGCUUUCUAAGUAUUACAGUUAUACUGUUCACUUGGCCCAGUACUGUACCACCAAUGCCUGAAUACCAUCAGUCAACUUUUUAGAAAAUUAAAACUUGUCAGGUGUUUAUUAGUUUCACAUCUUUGAGCGUACUAACCAAGGUUGCUACUACAGUUAGCUUAGUACAGUUCUUACAGAAUUUAACACCACUACAGUAGAGGCUCCCAUACACUACAGCAUAUGUCAUCUGUCAGAAAAUAAAAAAGAAACUAGCAAGUAAGUGUAUGACUGACAGUAGCACAUAUUAUAUUGUAGUGUAAACAGAUAAUUGCUAAAACUCAAGGGUUAGGAGAAACAGCAUAUAAUAUUAUGUGAUACUCACCUUUUGUCAGCUUCUUGCAGUCGUUGUCAUUUUGUGUCAAUGAUUAUGGUCUUGUGUAGAUGAAGGCUUCGUCCGCAUCACGUGCAUAUAAAAAGUGCUUUUUAACUGAAAUAUAUACAGUAUAUAUAGAUAAACUAGCUUGUAACUGUUGUGGAAUUUUUCAUCAUUAAGGUGGUCUUUUGUUUGCUUUGAUGGAUGGAAACCUUGUGAAGAAAUGGAUAUAAGUUAAGAUGGGAGAGAGAUAUUUGAUGGUGAGUGAGGUAAUAUGUGUUGCAUGUUAUUUUGACAGAGACUGGCAGGAGGAUUGUGCUUCCUUUGAUAACACUUAAGACAACCAGAGACUGUUCACUAAUGUAUAUAUUUUGUAUAUAUGCCUUAAGGUUACCGAACAAUUAUAUGAAUCGAGUGCAAUAUGACUUACAGUUCAGGGAGACCUAAUAUUUGGAGCUACAGUCAUUGAAGAUAUAUACAUACAGUAUGUGCAUAUUUAUUUUCCUAUAUACAGUACAUACAGUAUGUCAUCCUUCACAGCUGGAUAGAUACAUCUCUCAUAUGCUUCCAUUUUGUUUUUGUCUGGAGCCAUUCUUGCCCACUGAACAUUUCUAGACGUCUAUAUUUCAUGAUGCUGUUGAAUAUGUAAUUCAGCUUCCGAAAGAAUCUUUUAGCUAAUGUUCAUUCUUCUUUUCAUUUUCCUUCACUGAUUUUCUCUUAGGAACAUCUCAUAUUCCAUCUCUUCAAUUAGUUCUUUAUUGUUAAUCACUGUUACCUGAGAUUUUUUGAGCAUUUUAAAUAUUACAUUUAUUUUGGAAAAGUCCAUUUUGAAUCCUCUCCUUUUGGGUGUUGUGUUAAGCUAUGGUAUGAUGUAAAUAUUAGGUUGCCAUCAGCAGCAUGACAUUAGUUUAUUUAAGUGACAUUGACUUUAAAUGCCUUUUGUUCUAGUUUAAUAGCCUAAAAUAUUUUUAUGAUACUCAGGUAAAGAACUCUGGAGAAAUUGUAUGAUAUAUUCCUCUCUGAAUUUUAACUCAAAUGCUGUCCUUGUGAAGCUAGAGGUUAAAUAUAUUUUCCCCUGUUUUCUGAGAACAUUUGUAACCUUACAGUGCAGCACAGUACAGUACUUACAUCAGGGAAAGCCUUUUCAUGGUUUGUGAAUUUUAAAGAAUUCUGUAAUUGUGUUACAAUUUCUUUUAAUACUUGAUCGUUCCCCCAGUUAAUUGAAGCAGUUGCAUAUGAAUUCUUUGUAUAUACAUUAGUAAAAACAUGUGUAUGUAUUGGUAGAACAAUAAUUGUUCUGUAGUUUUUCUUAGUAUUGUAAUUUUAGAAUAAUGACAUAAUCAAUUUUCUAAUUGUUUUGUAAAUUUCAUUGUUUAAUGUACUUUUGUACAUACUGUAAGUGUACAAACCAUUUACAAUCUUUCCCUUCUUUUUGCAAUGUAAAUUGAUUCAUCUCCUGAUCAUGUUUCCCAGUUCUUUGUGUAUUUAUUGAUGAUCUAUUUUCUGGGAGAACAAUUGACAUCUCUUCAAUGAUGUCUUUCAUUCUUCUGUCUUUAUCAAACAGAAUCUCACCCUUUACAGACCUCUUCAUAAAACUCUACAUCCUUUUGACAGCUACUUCCUUUAUUAUUAUAGUUUCUAGUUUGAAGAAUAGGAGGAAUGAAAUCAAAUUUUCAUAUAUUAAGUUUGUCUUUUUAUUUUUGGUGUGAAUUCUUCCUGUUUUUUCCCUUGCAAAGUGUUGAUAGUUGAUCAUAUACCCUACUUGAGAAUUUCUAUAGUAAUGUUUGACAGAUUUUGACAAGUUUUUUUUCUUGUAUAGCUCCUGGUGUCUGACACAAGCCAACACCAUCUAUCAGUACAUUUUCCAUUCACUCACUUAUACUGUACUUGCUUCCUGGAUAUUUUUGUCCCCAACUUUUCACUGCACAUACAGUAUUGAUCUCAAGUGCGUCAGUUUGUUCAUUUCAAUUUGGUGUUUCAUCUUCCAUCUGGAGUCCAUGGUUGGUAAUGUCGGUUCAGUGUUUCUUUAUAAAUCCCAAACUUUGCCUCCCUUCACACAGUCCUCUGGCUCUGCACACUUUUUUAAUACAUCUCUUGAUUAAUUUCCUUCUGUUCUGUGGUUCAGUUUGUCUCCCGUUCUUCCAUUCGCUGAUACAUCCAUUCCUGGAUGUUUGAAGCAUCACACUUCUUCCAUUCUGUCUCCAUUCAAGUGAACUUUUGGUUCUCCCUAACCCUAUUUAAUUUAUUUUACUUUCCAUUUUAAAUGAGAAUAAUGAUAUAAGAGGCUAAUAUUUACACAAAAAGAAGAAAAGGCAAGAUGUUGUGAAACAGAUCUUACUUGAUCCAGUUUAAUGGGAAUUUCAUUUCAAUAUACUGUACAGUACAGUACAGUACAGUGAGAAUUAACAGGAGAGUCCUAAUUCACGUACAUGUAAGUAUGUGUGUACAGGAAAAUUUAUGUUAAAAAAAAAGCUUUUGUAUCCAAGGCCAUGAUGGAAAAGUGAUCGUCAGUUUGUUUAUGUAACAUAAUAACAAAUUGCUUACCACUGCUUAUGUUGUAAAGUAUUGUGUAGUAAGCUGGAAUUAUCCAUACGAAAAUUUAUGGACUUAUAAAAAUGUAUUUAUUGUAAAUAAUAUAAUUUGAACUCUAUAUUCAUUCUUGGGAACUAAUUUGACUUUGAGCUUGCAGAUGUAACAUAGACUAGUUUGCAUGGUUUUGUUUGUUUGUGUUUUUAAUAGAAAGUGCAGUCUAUACAGAUGAUUAUUUCCUGUGAAAAAUAGAUUUUAGUACUAUUUAAAGUGUUGAUGCACAACUUUGUUAUUAUUUAUUGUGUUGAUAGCCAAUUUCAUGAGUGCUGGAUAAGGCUUUGCUUCAACCAGUGGCCAGGAGUACUUGUGUAUGUGGGCUGGCAAAAUUUGUACAUGAAGAGUACACUCUCGGUGUAAUGUAGGUCAGUGUGGCACAGUGUGGUGUUGUAGUCACAGUGUUCCAUCAUGUAUACAUUUGUAAAGCUUGUACAGCAGGACACGAUACACAGCACACAAUCUGAAGACUUAAGACCCACCAGUUCUACAAAUCAGGAAUAUGUGUUGCAGCAGUCCAUCACGCCGCACCUGAUGCUGUUAACUGUGCCCACGUGACACCUGGUGUGCUCAUCAUCCUGGAUCGGCUCCACUUCCCUUGUUUGUACAGUACUCCUGUGCUACAAUAGAAACAGAUGAAACAUUAAUUACUGUACAGUUGUAUGACGAGAAAUGUCUGCAAAUCUAGGAAAUAGACACCUACUGUUGUGAUAUUUGCAAUUUCUAUUUAUAGAAAUAAUUUACAGUCAGUUUGACAUUUCUGAAAUGCUGACAGGAUACUUUCCUCAACAAAAAAAACAAACUAAUAAAAUCCCAGGUUUUCUUUUGGUGCUCAGAAGUACAGGUACAUUGUUACCAGUACUAUUUAUUUGUGAAACCAUAAUAAACUGAAGUGCCCUAGUGAGGCAUUUUUUGUGCUCAAGGUGUAAGGAGCAGCAGAAUUGACUUAGAUAGCUACAGUUUGUGCAUCUACAGGGCCGAGGAUCCAGUAUCUCGUGUUGUUAUGAGACAUGAGCUAUUUCCUAGGGAGAGCAUCACCCAUCUAUGAAGCCUUUCAUGGAUUUAGGUCUCGUGCAUAAAUGUCACAUGUCUACAGUUGUUAAUAUAAAUGACAUCUUCAUAAUUGUUUCCCACUGCUCAUGUAGUUCAACUGUGUUGUUAAGAAAAGACAUUCUUGAGCAGUUGGAUAAGUCAUCAUUAUCAUGAACGGUAGCUAGGCAGGUGAGGGAACACCGUAGUGUUCAGGGGAAGAGGAUGAACUAACCAGAUGCUCCAGAAAUCCUUUUAAACACCCCAAUAGGCACCCUCCCAUCAAGAGACAUCUGACACACUGGAAUAAAUAUAGCCAAGUA